Messenger RNA from Acanthoscelides obtectus, 2121 nucleotides. Lineage: Eukaryota; Metazoa; Arthropoda; Insecta; Coleoptera; Chrysomelidae. The record is from the annotation of a GenBank genome assembly.
AUGUGGUGCAGACAACGGUCACUCUGGGAUCAGGAAUGGAACAGUAUUGUCUUUAGUGACGAGUCUCGAUUUUGUUUAGGCAUGCACGAUGGUCGCGCCAGGGUUAGAAGGCGACGUGGUGAAAGGAGGAAUCCACAGUUUUUUGUUGAAAGACAUGUUCAUCACACUGUUGGAGUUAUGGUUUGGGGUGCUAUAGCUUAUGGUUCCAAGUCACCUUUAAUCUUCAUCAGAGGUAACAUGAACGCGCAGCGUUAUAUCCACGAAGUUCUAGAACCCCAUCUUUUACCCUAUCUUGACACCCUGGCAGAUCCAACUUUCCAACAAGAUAAUGCCCGACCACAUGCUGCAAGAGUCACAAUAGACUUCUUUCAACAUAAUGAUGUCACAUUGUUACCAUGGCCACCAAGAUCUCCCGACUUAUCCCCAAUUGAGCACGUGUGGGAUAUGAUGGGUAGGAGAUUGCUCAAUUUGCAACGUCCUCCUCAGACUCUAGGAGCACUUCGAGAGGAGUUGGUGGUUGCUUGGAAUGAGAUACUACAGGAGGACAUUGACCACCUGAUCAGAAGCAUGCCUAGGCGCGUUGGAGAAUGCGUAGCACAUCAGGAACAUUUUCGCGCCAUAAUUUAUUACAACUUUCAGAGACAAUUAUCGCAACAAGAAUGCCUUGCUGAGUUACUGUCUGUUUUCGGCAACGAAGCGCCACAUCAGUCGACAAUUUCCCGUUGGUAUGGAGAAUUCAAACGUGGACGGGUGAGUCUUAGCGACGAUUCCAGGGUGGGUGCACCAAAACCGGUAGUUACCCAGGAAAACGUCGAUGCUGUGCGCAAACUCAUCAUUGAAGAUAGACAUGUGACAUAUCGCGAGAUUGAGGCGUCCCUGAAGAUCUCAAAGACCUCAAUACAAAAAAAUUUACAUGAAGAAUUAGGAGUAAGAAAAUUAGUUUCUCGUUGGAUACCCCACCUGGUUAAUUGGUGUCAAAAAACGCUUGACCGUUUCAAUUUCGUAAAUGUGUACAGCAUUGUUAAUGGUGAUAAAUCGUGGAUUUACUGUUAUGAACCAGAAAAUAAACGACAGUCGGCUGUUUGGGUGUUCCAAGGUGAAGAAAAGCCAACAAAAGUCAUCCGUUCUCGAAGUGUUUCGAAAAAGGUGGUCACGACAUUUGUGUCAAAAGCGGGUCAUAUUGCAACAAUUCCUCUUAAUGUGCAAAGAACUGAUACUGCGGAUUGGUAUACCACCAUUUGUUUGCCAAAAGUCAUCACCGAGCUUCGAAAAAUCAACCCCCAAAGAAGAAUCAUCCUCCGCCAAGAUAAUGCAAGCUCGCACACAGCCCAAAAAACAAGGCAGUAUUUAACGGAAGAAAACGUGGAAUUAUUGCACCAUCCUCCAUAUAGUCCCGAUCUAAGUCCUAACGAUUUUUUUACUUUCCCGAAAAUUAAAAACAGACUGCGUGUUCAAAGGUUUCAGUCACCAGAAGAAGGAGUUGACGCAUUCAAAAAUGCCUGGUGCAGACAACGGUCACUCUGGGAUCAGGAAUGGAACAGUAUUGUCUUUAGUGACGAGUCUCGAUUUUGUUUAGGCAUGCACGAUGGUCGUGCCAGGGUUAGAAGGCGACGUGGUGAAAGGAGGAAUCCACAGUUCUUUGUUGAAAGACAUGUUUGUCACACUGUUGGACUUAUGGUUUGGGGUGCUAUAGCUCAUGGUUCCAGGUCACCUUUAAUCUUCAUCAGAGGUAACAUGAACGCGCAGCGUUAUAUCCACGAAGUUCUAGAACCCCAUCUUUUACCCUAUCUUGACACCCUGGCAGAUCCAACUUUCCAACAAGAUAAUGCCCGACCACAUGUUGCAAGAGUCACAAUAGACUUCUUUCAACAUAAUGAUGUCACAUUGUUACCAUGGCCACCAAGAUCUCCCGACUUAUCCCCAAUUGAGCACGUGUGGGAUAUGAUGGGUAGGAGAUUGCUCAAUUUGCAACGUCCUCCUCAGACUCUAGAGGCACUUCGAGAGGAGUUGGUGGUUGCCUGGAAUGAGAUACCACAGGAGGACAUUGACCACCUGAUCAGAAGCAUGCCUAGGCGCGUUGGAGAAUGCGUAGCACAUCAGGGUGCAUCCACACAUUAUUAA